AUGUCUUAUGAAUGCAUGCAGGAGGCAAAGGGGGAUGGCAUGGUAGGGGUGGGGGUAUGGGCAUUAAAUCUUGUCGGUUGGCCGAAGGUGUUCGAGGUUGGAGGGUUCAUUGUCAACAUAGCUCCGAGGAAAAUGUGUUUCUGUAGCGAUGGCAGUGGCGAUUGCAAAGACCCAGCUAGAUGCAUCGGCAUCGGUCUUGCCAUCGCUUUUGCUGGCUUCAUUGGUUUCUCGGCCCUCCUUGUCUUGGUCCUUUACAUCAUGGGUAGACAAUAUGAUGUGAGUCUUGGCACCAUAUUCCGUCAAAUACGUGAUGGAUUCCGUGAUUCCAAGCCUAAACUCCAAUAA
Molecule: messenger RNA, 345 nt
Organism: Babesia bigemina
Lineage: Eukaryota; Apicomplexa; Aconoidasida; Piroplasmida; Babesiidae
Exons: 3
Coding region: 1-345 (114 amino acids)
Source: RefSeq, a predicted model, not a curated record